Erinaceus europaeus (western European hedgehog) is the source of this 3791-nucleotide messenger RNA. It is a transcript of the gene ATOSA, whose product is annotated as atos homolog A. The transcript has 12 exons. The record is from RefSeq and is a predicted model, not a curated record. Bases 381 to 3359 code for a protein of 992 amino acids. NCBI's taxonomy places the organism in Eukaryota, Metazoa, Chordata, Mammalia, Eulipotyphla, Erinaceidae.
GGAAGGCUCCUGGAACCACUGCCGACAGCUGGAUCCACAGCCAGGCUGCCCACAGCUGACAGCCCAGAGCAGCUCCUCUCAGCCAGGCACUCAGCAUGGUCUUCACAGGAAACAAAGGGUAGCCCAGAGAAGAUACCCUCGAUGAGUAUUUUGAGUACGAUGCAGAGGAGUUCUUAGUGUCUCUGGCCUUGUUAAUAACAGAAGGACGAACACCUGAGUGCUCCGUAAAAGGCCGGACAGAAAGCUUCCAUUGUCCCCCAGCACAGUCCUGUCAGCCGUCAAUUACCAAGCAUGAAUGCAGUGACAAGCUGGCGCAGUGCCGCCAAGCCCGCCGCACCAGGUCUGAAGUCUCCCUGCUGUGGAAGAACAACUUCCCCAUCAUGGUGGAAGUGAUGCUGCUGCCUGACUGCUGCUACGGUGACGACGGCCCCAGCACCGAGGGGCUGGACCUCUGCGACCCCGCCAUCAAGCAGGAUGCCUUGCUGUUGGAGAGGUGGACACUGGAACCAGUCCCUCGACAGAGUGGCGACCGACUGGUUGGAGAGAAGACUCUUCUGUUGGCAGUUCAUUCUUUUGUGUUUUUCUCACAACUAAGUGCUUGGCUAAGUGUUUCUCAUGGUGCUGUUCCACGCAAUAUCCUUUACAGAAUCAGCGCUGCGGACGUAGACCUACAGUGGAAUUUCUCCCAACCUCCAGUUGAGCAUGUGUUUCCUGUUCCCAACAUUUCUCACAAGAUGGCCUUGAAAAUCAGCGUUCAGUCCUUGCCCAGGCAAUCCAACUACCCUGUUCUGACCUGUAGUAUCCACACUAACAUUGGUCUUUAUGAAAAGAGAAUCCAAGACCAUGAGCAUGAAGCCCGUCAGCACCUUAAUUCUAAUGAAUCACAACAGUGUAGGACACAUAGUUUGCAGCGUCUGUGUAGCAAACAGACGUGGGCGGUGGCACCUGAGAGUAUAUUACAUGCGAAAAGUGGCCUGACUCCAGAAUACACUAGAACUGUCAAACUCUGCCCAGACAUGGGCAGCAGAUCUGACUGCGGGACAUCUCAAGUGAAUAUCCUAGGCAUAAGGGAUAAAAAGCCCCAAAAAACAUCCAUGAAAACUUUAAAAUCAUUGCCAGUGAUGGAUUCUAGUGUUUCUAGCCACCGGAGUUCUUGGCAGUCAGUUGGUGAGACCAACCUCUUAAUUGGCUCUUUGAUUCAGGAUCGCCAAGAAGUCAUUGCAAGAAUUGCUCAGCAUUUGAAUCACUGUGACCCAAGCACAUCCCCUGUUUCUGGACAACCUUUGAACACGAAGGAGUCUGGCCCACUUAGCUCAAAACUGUUCCAAGUGUCACAAGAAAAAGAACAUGUGAGAAGAUGUAAAGAUGCUUCCUCCAAGUCCCCUAGAAGUCCAGACGUCGUCUUCUCAGAAGGCACCAGUGAGGGGAAACUCCACGUGAAGCCGGAUACCCUUCACAGUGAGCCUUCCAUACCCAGUGGACUCUGUUCUCCCCUGCCUGUGGGUGAGACCAGCCCUCUGAUAGGCUCCCUGCUCCAGGAGAGGCAGGACGUGAUUACCAGGAUCGCCCAGCACUUGGAGCACCUCAGCCCAACUGCACCACGGGUGCCUUGGCAGUCAGUCAGCAUUCCUAGCUCCAGCUUGCUUCCCUCCAAAGUGUUUCGGAGCUCAUACGAAUGCAAGAAUCUUUUGAGGAAAAGCAAGGACCAUGGAACUGCUGUUUCCGUUUAUAAUGCAAAACUCCCCUUGUUAGAAGACAGCAAUGAAGGGGAAAACAUAACACCUAAGACAUCUUUCAGUUCUCUCAAAUGCAGCCACACAGAAAAGCCUGCUUCCAGAACUCAGGUGAGGAAACUGUGUCGGGACAGUUGUAGUGAGAUCCUCCAAAGUGUAUUCCAGGAGACACAGAACAAAAACGCUAGUCCAGUGACCCCCUCAGAUAGAUCUUAUUGCAAGGAAAAUAACUUAGAUUUGACUGUCAGAUUGGAAAACGUACUUUCUGAACAUCAGUUUAAGGAACAAGAUGUCAGCAGUGGGAUUAAUAAACAGUAUUCCAUGUUUAACAGUAUUGACAAACAGUUUUGCACAAAUAAAUGUAAAGAAAAAAUAAUUAAAGAUGAAAAUUGCCAUCCAGAGUUUUAUAACACCCAUCAACUUGAUCAUUCAAAGAAAAGUGACUUGAAACUGAAAGUCACUGUGUCAAAAGCAUCUGGAUAUUUGAACAAACAUGAAAACAAUAGCUCAGAUAAAGGCGUAAAGCCAAAGGCAUGUGAGCAAAAUACUCAACUUCAUAGUGUAGAAAAUUGCCUUAGUAAAGACGGGGAUUCCCAAUUCAAACAGCCAGACCUGUUCAGAAAUGAACAGGAUAAGAAAGAAGAUGGAGUUCAUGAAAAGCCACAGAACUGUUUUAAGAAAAAGAACAUCAAGGACUGUUUGUCUUCCUGUGGACAGCUGAAAAAUACAGAUGUUUUGCAACGAAUCCCACUGAAACACUCAAGUGUCUGGCGGAAACAUGGUUUUUAUCCCUUGGAUGGAAGCUCCACGAGAGCCUUUCACCCCCGAACUGGAUUGCCUCUCCUGUCAAGCCCCGUUCCUCAGAGAAAAACACAAUCAGGUUGCUUUGAUCUGGAUUCCUCCUUGCUGCACCUGAAAAGCUUGUCUUCUACAAGUCCUCAUUCAUGUUUAAACAUUGAAGAUGAUCCAGAGGUCCAUGAAAAACCGUUUCUGAGUUCUAGUGCUCCACCUAUAACAAGUCUUAGUCUCUUAGGAAAUUUUGAGGAAUCUGUCUUAAAUUACCGCUUAGACCCUCUGGGCAUUGUGGAUGGCUUCACUGCCGAGGUUGGGGCAAGUGGUGUCUUCUGCCCUACACACUUGAUCCUUCCUGUGGAAGUGUCAUUCUAUAGUGUUUCAGACGACAAUGCUCCCUCUCCUUACAUGGGUGUGAUUACUUUAGAGUCCCUUGGUAAAAGGGGUUACCGCGUACCUCCUUCAGGAACAAUACAAGUGACCUUAUUUAACCCUAAUAAGACUGUGGUGAAGAUGUUUGUUGUGAUAUAUGACUUACGAGAGAUGCCAGCCAACCACCAGACGUUCCUCCGGCAAAGAACUUUCUCUGUACCCAUCAAAGAAGAGCUGAAGAGAAGUGUUAAUAGAGCGACUGCGCGGCAUGCAGAGGACCGCUCACUGCGCUACCUCAUACAUCUGAGGUUCCAGAGUUCGAAAUCUGGAAAGAUCUACCUCCACCGAGAUGUGCGGCUCCUGUUUUCAAGGAAGUCCAUGGAAGUCGACAGUGGGGCUGCGUACGAACUCAAAUCCUACACAGAGUCGCCGAUAAACCCACAGUUCUCACCUCGGUGUUAGUUAGGAACAGUGAGUCACAGUGUUUGCCCAGUUCUGCACUGGGAGCAGCAGCUAGCGUGGACCAGGAUGCACCAGAUUAGCAGCUGGGAAAGUGGAUCCUCUGCUGAUACCCUGGACCAGUUUUUAUGAAAGGACUCCUGGGAUGGAACCCAUAUAUCCCACACGGACUGGAAGGACUCACUUCCUGAUCCUUUUUGUCCUGUUGAAAUCACCUCAUGGGACAUGUUGCAGCCGAAACCUCCCCUCCCCACCCUGCCCGUAGGUAGAUUAGUGUUUAUACAUUUUACUUCUCAAUUAUUUAAUAUUUAAUGUUUUCCUUAAUACCCGUGAUACUUGUCUCUAGUAUUCGAAUGUAGCACAAAUCCUAUGUAAAAUCAUCCUAUGUAUUUUUGACAUUAGUGUUAUAGUCUGAAAUAUAUGCACAGGCCUUUC